Molecule: messenger RNA, 798 nt
Organism: Phaeodactylum tricornutum CCAP 1055/1
Lineage: Eukaryota; Bacillariophyta; Bacillariophyceae; Surirellales; Neidiaceae
Product: pyrroline-5-carboxylate reductase
Exons: 3
Biological process (GO): L-proline biosynthetic process
Molecular function (GO): pyrroline-5-carboxylate reductase activity
Source: RefSeq, a predicted model, not a curated record
AAGAUCGCCUGUAUCGGAACCGGCAAAAUGGCACAAGCCGUCAUUGAGCCCAUGAUUAAAAAGGGCGUGCAAUCCGCCGAGAACUUCUCCGUCUUUGACGUCAGUCCCAAGACGAUGGAGCAAGUGCACCAAAAACUCGGCGUCAAGACGGCGGAUUCCAUUCCCGAGCUCGUCUCCGGCGCCGAUCUCGUCAUUUGCGCCGUCAAGCCGCAGAACCUCACGCCCGCCUUUUUUCAAGAACUCCGCAAAAGUGACAUUCGACAGAACGCCAUUCUGCUAUCCGUCAUUGCGGGAAAGAGUAGUUCCGUCUUUACACAAGGCGGAUUCGAAAAGGUGGUCCGAUCCAUGCCCAACACGCCCGCCACCAUUGGUGAAGGCAUGACGGUCUGGAGUUGUACGCCAAAUCUCACCGUCGACGAACGCAAGAAAAUCCGGCAAGUCCUGAGCUCGUGUGGAAAAUCGAUGUACGUCGACGACGAAUCCUUCAUUGACAUGGCGACUAGUAUUUCGGGAUCUGGUCCAGCCUACAUUUUCAUGCUGAUGGAAUCCAUGAUUGACGCUGGUGUGCAUAUGGGUUUCCCUCGCGACAAGGCUACCACGUUGGUGUACCACACAAUGUUGGGAUCAACCUUGUACGCCAUGGAAACGGGCGAGCAUCCCGCGAUUCUCCGCAACAGCGUAACGUCUCCGUCCGGCACCACGGCUUCGGCCUUGUACGAGCUUGAAAACGGCCGUUUCCGGACCGUGAUCAAAGACGCCAUGUGGGCGUGUUACCGACGGAGUUUGGAAAUGGGCAAU